AGGCAGAUCUGCAUUUUAUUGAACCAGAGUCUGUUAAAGCUCCAGUGACUACGAUUCAGCGUAUAAAAUGUUCUCUGUACUCAGGAAUCCUUUCAUUCAAAACUUAAUCAAGCCUAAACCACUUGGUGAACACCUGGUGCAACUAAGGUGUAUCACAAGGAGUAGUGAGCUCAGUAGUUCGUACUGCCUUAAGAAGAACACGGAUGCACCUAAGAUAUCCGAAAGCUUAUUAAGGAACACAACGAGAGCAUCAUCCUCAAGCAUUCAGUAUGUUCCUGAUCCAUUUUCAGCUCCAAGCCAAGAGUUUAAUUCAUUCCAUAAUGAUAUGGUGAGAGAAUUGAAACUUAAAGCUGCAAUUUAUGACAAUUAUGAGAGUGAAGAUCACAUAAGACGUGUUUUGCAUUACAAUACGAGUUAUGGAAUGAAAACUCGAGGUAUUUUAACGGCUUCAACGUAUAAAAUGAUUGCCCCGAAAACAGAUCAAAAUGAGCUUAAUUUAAGAUUGGCCAAUUAUUUGGGAUGGUGCAUUGAAAUGUUGCAGGCCGUUUUAUACAUUGUGGAUGAUAUGAUUGACGGAAGUAAUGUACGAAUGAGUAGACUUUGCUGGUAUAAACAUGACGAUGUGCAGAUGAAUGCUAUUAAUGAUGCUAUUUUGAUUGAAGCUAGUAUCUAUCAGAUCCUAAAUAUGGAAUUUAGCACUUAUAAGUUCUACGCACAAUUACUAGAACUCUUCCAUGAAGGAACUUUCAUUGCAACACUGGGCCAGAAAAUGAAUAUAAAGUUGUCCAAUACUAAGGAGAUGAAUUUCACAUUGGACCAGUACAAGGCGAUGGCAAUCAACAAAACAGCCUGGUACUCAUUCUACAUGCCCGUUGCGUGUGCAAUGCAUUUGGCCGGUUACAAGGACGAAAGUGAAUUUAGGCAGACAAAGAAUGUUCUGCUGGAAAUUGGGCAAUUAUUCCAAGUGCAAGAUGACUACCUCGAUUGCUACGGUGAUCCCACGGUGAGGGGUACCAUUGGUAGGGAUAUUGAAGAUGGAAGGUUCACCUGGCUCCUGCUGACUUUCCUUGAGCAUGCAACGGAUGCUCAGAAAGUCGCUUUGAAGGAAGCGUACGGGAAAAAGGAUCCAAAAAGUGUGGAGCGUGUUAAGCAACUUUACAAUGAUGUGUCAUUGCCAAAAAUCUACGCAAACUACGAGGAAGAAGCGUACAAGAAAAUUGAAACGAAAAUUAAGGAAACAACACGAGGAGUCCCAGCGGAAGUUUACUACAUGUUCCUCGAUUCUCUGUUCAAGCGUACUUCCUAAAGGUUUGCGUCUACCUGCAAGAAAUCAAUUUGAAUUUUAUUUAACAAUUUUUUUUGGCACGCCUGUUGGUAAAAGUCCGAACGAUCCUAUUAAAAUCACAUUCUUUUCUUUUUAUUUUGGGAUAAAGUUUCUUCAUAGUUUGAAGGGGAUAUAUUUAUAAACAAAUAACUUUCUAAAAAAAAUAACAAAUAAUUGAAUAAAAAUUAAAAUAAACGAGAAAAUUGUAAAGACAUUGUUUAUUAUGAAGUUUCUUUUUUCAAUAAAUAAUCUUAAGAGCAAUA
Messenger RNA from Lutzomyia longipalpis, 1587 nucleotides. Its product is annotated as farnesyl pyrophosphate synthase-like. Bases 68 to 1306 code for a protein of 412 amino acids. Gene Ontology annotation, molecular function: dimethylallyltranstransferase activity; (2E,6E)-farnesyl diphosphate synthase activity. The transcript has 6 exons. Gene Ontology annotation, cellular component: cytoplasm. NCBI's taxonomy places the organism in Eukaryota, Metazoa, Arthropoda, Insecta, Diptera, Psychodidae. The record is from RefSeq and is a predicted model, not a curated record. Gene Ontology annotation, biological process: trans, trans-farnesyl diphosphate biosynthetic process.